UUGCCUAGGCUGGUUUCAGAGACUUCACGUCCCUGUGCUGCCAUAGCAACCAGGAAACAACCUCCGCUCACAAUGAGAAGAAGGAUGGUGCAGUGGCCCAGAUCUGUAGAUGCACACGGCCCGGUAACAGAGCAACAGGACUAAGGGACAACAAGGAAGGAGCAGGCGAAGAAGAGAGAGAGGUUGCCCAGAGAGUAGACAAUCCAGAGCUUGAGGAGUCUGGGUUUGCGGUUUAUUUUUUCUCCCGACAAAGACACACACUGUCUAAACUGUGUGGCUGGUUGUUAUUAAGAAGCUGCUGUACGAAGGAAAAAUGUAUUUAAUAAAAGGCCCAGUGUUUGUGGUCUUCUUGGGCUCACUGCUGAGCUCAGGAAAUCUUGAGGUGUGACCAGUUUUCAGCCUUCAAAACCAAGAUGAACUACCCUUGAGGAGGGUGGUCAGAAGGGAAACAUGUUCACGCUCUCUCUCCUGAGCCGGGGACAUGGGAAGUUGGUCCAGAACAAACAGAAGCUAGAAGUCUAUUUUGAACCAGAGGAUUACUUGAACUGGAAGUCCCCGGAAGAUUAUGUCCUGGUCAACAAACUGCAGGAUAAGGGCAGUGCCAACCAGCACACCUGGAGCCUCUUUCUUCCUAAAACGUUCAGUACUAGAAAAGGUGCUCUGAUCCUCUACUCAGAAGGUUUAGCCAUAUCAGCAUGGACACCCGAAGAGAGGAGAAGAGGCCCCUACUGCCCCAAAGGCCACAGGAAGAGGCCAGGUCUUGAACUACACACUCUUCAGGACCUUAAAGAAGCCAUCCUGGCAUUUGGAAGGAGACAGAGGGAACAGGACAGAGCCUGGCAACCGUACCUCCACUUCCGAAGCCAACCAGAGACCCAGGCCCAACGGCAGAUGCAGCCUGGGUAUUCAGCCAAGAGAUACCUGCGAGGCCUCUUGCAGACAUGGCCCCCUGACACCAUGUACAGGCUCCAAUGUGCAGGAUACAUCAAGGAUUCUGUGCUGCUCCAGAACAAUCAACUUAAUGUACCAAAGAAUCUCAGGCUACAACAGGAUCUUUCAGGUGUACCCCCAAAAUACCAUCUCCUGCCUGUCUUCCCUCCAUUUUGGAUUCAACAAGGAAAAACUUUUGAACAAGGUCAACAGGGCCUGGCUGGAGGGGAAGCUGGGGCCGGUGGACAUGUGGACCAGGGCUCUGUAGCCACGAACCACAGCAGUCAGGGGAUUCACUUGCCGCCACUCAGGAAGCAGUCAUGGCAGAAAGAUGAAACCCAGGCAGAGGACACAUCAAUAGAGAAUCACCAUCGUACACACACUUCAAAGGAGAGCCACAAUGAAAAAAUACAGCAAACCUCCCGAAGGGCCUUUGGGCAUGCCCACAUCGAUCAUUCUUGGCUCCUGAGUGACAAAUCCCACAUUACAUUCUAUGGAGGAGCCUUCCCCAAUAGAAAGGCAGAUCUCAGCGAAAGACAAGGGAAUAUAAAACUCUACAAGGGCAGAAGCAGCCACUUGUUACAGGAGCCUCCUGCUGAAAGAUGCCUUUUCCCUCCUAUAGCACCUGCUACUGGUUCAGAGAAAAACACAGCUGGGGAAGUGAAGAAGAAAAAGGUACCAAAGGCUUUGAAAUUACCCCCUAUCUCAGAAGAACAACCCAGAGUCCUGGAUCCCCUGAGGAGUCCAUUUAAAGCCAGUGAACCUCCAGCAGAGCUCUUCAUCUUCCCAGUGGAGAUUCAUUUCCAUACCCAAAACCCCCCAAAAGGAAAAUCACACAGAAGAGGUGCCCCACAGCCUGAGUCAGGACCGGAAACAGAAGAAAAGGCCAGGCCUUUAUGGAAACCUCCCCUGAAGCAUGCAUCCCCAGAAAAGUCAAGGGAGUUAACAGUACAUCUCCCAGUGGACACAGGCAAGGACAUGCUCUCAUGUCAAGACGUUGAUGCCCUAUUCCAGAAUGUGACCCCACCACUGUCCCUGAUUAAAGGAAGAAAAAGUCCAGAGGGCCAGCAGGGCCUGGACAAACCCAGGACAUCAAGCUGCAGCAGUUCCAUAGGCCCCUUGGAUGUGAGAAGGGCCAGGGGGGCCCUUCCAGCAGAAGAACAAGAAUAUCCAAGAGACCCCACAGUGGGACACUUCUUGCUGGAUCCAGAUGGAGAAAACAUCUGCCUGUCCCUCCCAGGGCCUACUGAAACCAAAGAGCCUCUUUCAGGUAAAGCAAACACUGAAUCCAGAACCUAUCUUCUCACGAAUCUUAAUGAAAUCUCACCUUUGACCCAAAAGCCAGAGAAGCAGGGAGCCCAGCAGUCCUUGGAGGCAGCAGCUCAGAAGACAGGAGAGCCUCAAAGUUGUAUAAAUAAAGGGCUGAUAUGUUCAAACAGAAAAGAAUUUUACACGCGCAAGCUGCACAUCGACAUGACGCCGUUCCUGAAGGAAAAUGGAGAUGAACUGGACUAUCAUGAAGAACCAGGAGAACCCCUCAGAGAAAAUCAAGACACCCAAGACCAGGAACUGAGGAGUAUGACCCUUGACCCCCUUAGUGUUUCCGUGGCUGAGCACAUCCAGAUCUCUGAGUCAGAUACUAUCCAAAAGACGGGCAGAGAUUAUGGUGUACACCAUCUGCACAGAAGACUCCCAGGACACGAGUCCCCAGAGCAGUUGGGUCCUGUAGAUGCAUCUCUUCUCCCAAGAGGAAGAGAAGGGAAGAAUGAACCAAGACUGUUCAACCAGCAGGUACUAGCCAACAUCAAUGAGAUGGAGUUGAUUGACAAAGCCAAGAGAAAGAAAAGAACCAAAACAGACAAGUCCAAGGUACCUAAGGAGAGGAGAGAAGGAAAGGUCCACAGGGAAGCAGAGGCUGUUGUUGGAAAGUCAAAGGAAUCAAAGGCUGAAAAGAAAUCAGAGCCAAUUCCCAAAGAAAGAAAACCAACACCCAAAAGGAAAAGGACACAGAAGAAAAGGAAUCUGGAAAUAGCAAAGCUGAAUGGGCCUGAUGUCAUUAACCCUAAGGAAACAGAAGACACUUUAGAUAGAGGUUUCUCUCCUACAGAUUCUGUUGUGGAGGACAUUUGGUUUUCCCACAAGUAUGAUGCUCAGGAGAGCCAAGUGUCCAUAGAUGGAAGAUCAUCACCCACCCAGACUAUACCUGUCACCGGAAACAUGGAAUCUAAAGAAGAAAGAAGUUAUGAGGACCCUUCCAAAGCCCUCCUCGCCGAGAGGGAGCAAGAGGGAGCGUCCCGGGACAGGCUGCGAGCAGAGAGGGCUGAGAUGAGACGCUUGGAAGUGGAGAGGAGGCGAAGGGACCAGGAAGAGCAGAGGCGGCUCCUUCAGGAGCAGCUGGAGAGGGCUGAGAGGAUGAAGGAGGAGCUGGAGCUGGAGCAGCGGGCCCGCGCGGAGGAGAACCGCCUGAGGAAGCAGAGACUGGAAGAAGAACGGCAGCGGCAGGAGGAGGAGGAGAGGAAGCGGCAACAUCGGUUGCAAGUGGCCCAGGAGAGAGUCUGGCAGCAACAGGAGGAGUUCUGGAGGAAACUGCAAGAACUACAGAGAAAAAAGCAGCAGGAAGAAGCCAAGCGAGCUGAGGUUGAGAGGCAGAAGGAGAAGGAAUUGGAAAUGCAGUUAGCAGAAGAACAGAAACGCCUGAUGGAGAUGGCUGAAGAAGAACGGCUAGAGUACCAGCAUAGGAAGCAGGAAGCAGAAGAGAAGGCGCAGCUGGAAGCAGAGGAGAGAAGGCAAAGGGAGGAGGAAGCAGCCAGGCUGGCUCUGGAGGAAGCUAUGAAACAAGCACAGGAACAAGCCAGGCAAAAAGAUGCUUUGAAGAAACAACUUCAUUUCCAUCAAGAACUCUAUAAGGAAGCCAGUGGCCUGCAGUGGACACGGAACAUUUCCAGAUCGUGGGUCUACUCUUACUUCCAGUUUCUACAAAUACCCAGAUCUUAAGGCUAGAAGAAAACUAAAAAGUAAGUUGGGAGGUGGUGACAGAAAUUCUAAUAAUGGAAAUGAUAUUCCAUUUCAUCGAGUUCACCUCAACCCACACUGAACUUCACUCUAGGACCUCAAUUCCCACUACCCCUUCCCACCAUGCAUACCUAACUUGAAGUAUUUCAUUUCACAGUGUGUCUGAAAGAGUUGCAGAUUAGUGGAAAUUCUAUAAUGCAAAUAAUUCUGAAUAAGCUAAGGAGUGAGUUCAUUUAUUAAGAACUUCAUUCUCUAUAAGGCAAAAACACAUACAUUUCAUCCUAAGAAUCUAAAAUUUGUCCAUUUAAAACAAGGUAAUCUCUUGAUAAAUGUUCAUUUGAACAAAAUGAGCCAUUUUAUUCAAGGUAUUCUCACUUCCUCAAAAUAUAGAUUCUAGAGCUACACUGGCCAAUUAAGUAGCCACAUAUAACUUUAAAUAUGUUAAGCAUUCAGUUCUCCAGCUACAUUAACCACAUUUCAAGUGCUCAAUAGCCACAUGUAGCUACUGGCUACCUUACUGGACAGUACAGAUGUAGAACAUUUCCAACAUCACAGAAAGUUCUCUGGACAGUCCUGUUCUAGACUCGAUAAUUAACAAAUCUUGAGGAUUUGUUCCUAUGCCUUUAAGAUCCAACCACUCACAUAACUUCCCCAUUUUUUUAAAAGAUUUAUUCAUUUAUCUAGACAGAAAGCACAAGCUGUGGGGAGGAGCAGAGAGAGAAUCUCAAGUGGACUCCACCCUGAGUGCAGAGCCCAACGUGUAGCUUGAUCUCACAACACUGAGAUCACGACCCAAGCUGAAACUAAGAGUGGGACGCUCAACCCCCCACACCACAAUUUCCCUGUUUUUAAAAAUCAUACUCUAUUAAGGUAUAAUCUUAAUUUUUCUUUAACAUCUCUUUAAAUAAGUAUCUAUCCUAGAAUGAUCAUUAAAAGGGAUGAGAGAUCUUUACAAGCAAGAUAUAUAAAAGGAUGUUAAAGCAAGCAGUAUCUGAACUUGAAUUUUCCUACAAAUUUCCUUUGGCCCUACUCUAAACUUCACUGUCUACAGCUGAAAAACAGAGUAUUUGCAGAGGAUUCCCUCAAAUUUCUCACCAAUGCUGUAAAGUAUUUGCUCUUUACAGGAACCGUACUUCUACAAUCCAGAAGUCCAGCGUAAUUUUUAUUCUGUAUUGCUAUUAUCAGACUUGCUUAGAUUUGAUGACUUUUAGCUAUUUGCUUUAUUUGUAAAACAGAAAAUAAAAUGGCCAAAACACUAUCAGUCAGUGAUUUUAAA
Molecule: messenger RNA, 5218 nt
Organism: Canis lupus familiaris (dog)
Lineage: Eukaryota; Metazoa; Chordata; Mammalia; Carnivora; Canidae
Product: KIAA2012
Exons: 22
Coding region: 451-3924 (1157 amino acids)
Source: RefSeq, a predicted model, not a curated record